Messenger RNA from Nylanderia fulva, 8409 nucleotides. RefSeq lists its product as uncharacterized. Lineage: Eukaryota; Metazoa; Arthropoda; Insecta; Hymenoptera; Formicidae. Gene Ontology annotation, molecular function: ATP binding; microtubule motor activity; microtubule binding. The record is from RefSeq and is a predicted model, not a curated record. Gene Ontology annotation, biological process: microtubule-based movement; mitotic cell cycle. Gene Ontology annotation, cellular component: microtubule.
CAAAGUUCAACGAGCGUCCAAGCCAACGUGUCUGUCUCCCGCGAUCGUCAAUCGUCGAUAACAAUGGUGCGUGGCUGCGUGUUUAUGGGUAUACAUAUGUCAUUGUUUGAGUGAGAGGCGAAUAAGGCCUGCGUUUUUGAUUAAAUUAAAGAACGAGAGUAUUAUUCGCAAUGUCGGACAGUAUUAAAGUGGCCAUCAAAGUCAGGCCGCUCAUCAGGCGAGAGAAGGAGGAGAGUUUGCCAAUUCAAUGGAUCGUUCAAGAAAAUAAUAUUGUGGCCACCGACGUAGAAUUAAGGAAGCGAGGCGACGGUGGAUUCCAAUUUGAUCACAUUUUUGAUACACACGCCAAUAACAACAAUGUGUUUGAUACUAUCGUAAAGCCUAUUGUUGAUGCUGCUGUAAAUGGAUUUAAUGGCACAGUGUUUGCUUACGGACAGACAAGUUCUGGUAAAACGUAUACUAUGAUGGGUACCUCGGAAGAGCCUGGCGUAAUACCUCUGGCUGUAGAACAUAUGUUUGAUGCUAUAGCUAAUACUUCUGGACGUGAAUUUUUAUUGAGAGUAUCCUACUUAGAGAUUUAUAAUGAAAAAGUCAGAGAUCUCUUAAGUAAAAGCUCAGAUUUAGAUUUAAAAAUACACGAAGAUGUAAAUGGUCAAGUUUUUGUGAAAUGCAAAGAAGAAGUCACAAAUUGUCCAGAGAAUGUUCUAUCGUUAAUGCAUAAAGGUAAUAAACACAGAAGAAUAGGCGAAACAAACAUGAAUGAGCGAAGUAGCAGGAGCCAUACAAUAUUCAGGAUUACAAUUGAAAGUCGAGAAGCUGGUGCUGCCUCAGAUGGUGCAAUACAAGUAUCACAAUUAAAUAUGGUAGAUCUUGCUGGUUCGGAGAAAGCACGGCAAACAGGAGCCACUGGAGAACGUUUUAAGGAAGGAUGUCGUAUUAAUUUGUCUCUUUCUACAUUGGCAUUAGUAAUAAAGCAGUUGAGUGAGUCACCAGACUCUCAAAAAUAUAUAAACUUUCGAGAUAGCAAAUUAACGAGGUUGCUUCAAGCAUCUUUGGGCGGCAAUGCAAUGACGGUGAUAAUAUGUGCAGUAACACCAGCUGCUCUAGACGAAACUCAAUGCACAUUAUCAUUUGCAUCUAGAGCUAGAAAUAUCAAAAAUAAACCUGAACUAAAUGAAGUUAUGUCAGAUGGUGUACUUUUGAAACGAUACGCAAAACAAAUAGAUAUAUUACAUGCAGAAUUAGAGAGAGUGAAACAACAAGCUCGAUCAACCGAUUUAGAAGAAAUGGAAUCUAAAAUGCAAGAAAAAGAUCGUAUCAAUCAAAAUUUGGAGGAACGUAUUAGAUUAUUGCAAACUCGGAUAGUUCAUGGUGAUAAUCGCAACAACACUGAAUCAUUCAAGAAUAAAGUAAAAAGGAGACAGACUUGGGGUGGUACUGCCGGAUAUAAAUUGAAUACAUUUCAAACAUGCAGAAAUUUAUCACCAAUUAAAGAAAUGUCACCUUUUAAGUCGCAUAGAAAAUCGACUGAGAUUAUGAAUACAUCAGUCCAAAUAGCACUUGCUGAUUUUGAGCUGGAACUUAUGAAUAAUGAAGAGGAUUGUGAAGAGGAAAUUAUUACUAAUGAAGAGGAAGAAAUGGAAAGUAAUGAUGAAGAUACGUUUCUCAUAUAUCGAAAGCACAAUCAUGUGAAAUUUACAGAUGAUGUAAUUAUCCACAAAUUACCAUCUAUAAAUUAUAAUCAUGACACCUUACUUGAAAAAAUUGAUAAGUCUAUGCAAACUGAAAGUGAUCAGUCCCCUGAUACACAAGAGAAAAUUUUAUUGGAUAGAAUCCAGAAUUUAUCGAAAGAAUUGUCACAGCUUAGAGAAUUUACAACUUUGGAGAAGCAGUUAUGUGUUGAAGAUUAUUUUGAAAUUAAAGGAAAGCUCGUAAAGUUAGAAAAACAAUUGGAAAAUACAAUAUCUGAAAGGGACAGUUACGAACAUAUAGCAUCUGAUCGUCUUAAAAAAUUAACUGCUACUGAAUCGCGUUACGCUUUGGUAGAAGAUAAAUUGAAUGCGCAAGCAGCAGAACUACAAAGGAUACCAGAUUUUGAAAAGAAGAUUGCACAAUUGUCCGCACAAAAAAUAGAGAUGCAAAACGUUUUUACAGCUGAAAAAGACGGAUACGAACAUGUCGCUUCCGAAUUACAAAAGAAGCUUAACGAAGCUGAACAACGCAAUAUUAUGUUAGAAGACAAAUUAGCAAUACAGAAUGUAUCACUUGAACAAUUUUUGUCGCAAAAUGCAGGAAAUGUGCAGCAAAUAGAACUGGAAAAUCAAAUUACUGCUAUUACAUUCCAAAAUAAUGAAUUGCAACACAUGAUAACGGGUCUUCAAAAUAAAUUAACAGAAACAGAGUUAUGCAAGAACUUGAUGAAAGAUCAACUGGACGAGCAGCAGCAAACUUUACAAAAUUUUCAAGAUCAAAAGGAACGCAUCGAUAAUUUUAUGUCUAAAAAUAAUGAAUUUGAACAUACCAUUUGUGAAUUACAAAAUAAAUUGAAAGAAGUGCAAGAAGACAAUAUAUCAAUGCGAAAUAAAUUAAAUGCGCAACAAAUAGAAAUUCAGAAAUUUGAAAAUCAAGAGAAGCAGAUUGAACAUCUUGUUUCUGAAAAUAAUGAAUUUAAACAUACCAUUAGUGAAUUGCAAGAGCAAUUAAUAGAAGCAGAAAUAAGAAAUAAUACAAUAGAAGAUAAUGACCAAAAUACAGAUAUAGAUACAGAUAAAUUACACUUGGAAAAACAAAUUCAGGAUGUUGUAAAAGAAAAAAUGGAAUCUGAACGAAUUAAUGGUGAACUAAGAGACAAAUUGAAAGAAAUAGAAUUAAUAAAUAAUUCAAUAAAAAAUCAACAAGAAAUAUAUGUACAAAAUACAAGCGAUUUACAGAAACAGGUUGAAGAUUUUGCAAAUGAAAAAAAUAAAUUUGAAGGAAUAAUUGUUGAAUUGACAGAAAAUUUGAAAGAAGAGGAAUCAAUAAAUAGUUCAUUAAAACACAAAUUAAAUGAAUAUGAAACAAACAUGUAUGAUCCUGAUAGUACAGAAAAAGAACAUAUUAUUUCUAAAAUGCAAAAAAAAUUGAAAGAAACAGAAUUACAUAAUAACUCAAUGAAAGAGGAAUUAAACAUGCAACGGGUGGAAGCACAAAAAACCAUUGAUGAGCAAAAGAAAUUGAUCGAAGAUCUUAUAAUCAAUAAAAAUGAGCUACAAGAUUUAAUUUACGAGCUGCAACAAAAAUUAAAGAGAAUGGAGUUACAGAAUGAAUUAAUAAAGAAUAGAAUAAAUGAGCAAGAAUUACAAUUACAAAAGAAUCAUGAUCUCGAAAAGGAUAUUGAAUAUCGUGCAUCGGAAACAAAAAAACUCGAGUCUGUGGUACACGAGUUGCAAGAAAAAUUGACCCAUACUGAGUUGUGUAUUUCAACGAAAGAUGAAUCGAAUGAACAAUUUUGUUUAGAAAACAUCCAAGAAUCAGAAGAAGUCGCAAGAUUUACUGAAGAAAGAGAUGAAUAUGAAGAUAUCUCUAUGAAAUUGCACAGAAAAUCGAAUGGAAAAAAAUCAACGUUGGAUCAGAGUAACGAUAAUGAAAUAAAUUAUUUAAAAAGUCACAUAAAUGAUUUACAGGGUAUCCAAGAUAUGCAAAAAGAAAAUACAUACUUUAAAGAAGAAGCCUCAGCAAGAUCGAUAUUGAAUCCCAAAUGUGACUUAAUCAAUGGUGAUUCUUCAAAAAUUAUAGAUUUGUCGAUAUCUUUAAACGAUAGUACUAAAUUAUCUACAGAUUUCUUUUCAAAAACUCCAGAAGAAAAGCAAGAAAUAUCAGAAAUGGUGCAAGGUUUGAAAACGGAUAUACAAAAUUUAGAGAGCACUAUUUCUGUAUUAACAAUGGAAAACAGUGAAUUGACGGAUAAAUUGUCAGAGGAGAAAGAAUAUUCUAAAAAAUCGGCUGCUCAUUUUCAACAAACGAUUGACGAACUUUAUGCGCGAAAUUCAAAGAUAAUAGAUGAAAAUCUCGAAUUAAAAAAUAAUUUAACAAUUCUUAGUGAAGAGAUGAAAACUUUACGUUCGAAGAUACCUGAAGUGAACUCAAGUGAAGAAGAAAUAAUUCUCAAGUAUGAAGAACAAAUCAAUGAAUUGACAGCAAAAAAUGCAGUAUUAUUAUCUAAUGUCACAGAUUCCAAGAAAGACCUUGAAAUAUUUAAAGAAAGUAAGGCACUCUUGUACGAACACGAUUGUAUGCAUAAGGAUAAACUUUGUGAUCUUACAGAGCAAUAUCAAUAUUUGAAAAAUGAGCACAAUCAACUUUCCAUUGAUUUAAUGGAUAAAAUCGAAGAGAAUGAUGGAUUAAAAGAAGAAUGUGAAAUUUUAAAAAAUAAACUAGAAUUAUUAUUGAAACAUGCAGAAAACAGUAAUGAUGCAGAACAAUUGAGAAUGGAAAAUACUUUGUUGAGAAGCGAACAAGUGGAGUUAAAAACUAAUAUACAAAUUUUAACCAAAGAGAACUCACAAAUAUCUAAUCAGUUAGUUGAGACCAUAGAAGAUUUGGAUAAUGUGCGAAAAGUAAAUUCUUGCAAUAAUACCUUCCACUUAUCGACAUUAUUUAAUAACACUUUAACGACGAGUGAUUCAGUGGACAAAUCUACAAAAGAUGGCAAUGCCGAAGCAAUAAUUUCACAUCUACAAGAGGAAGUUGAUCAUGUUACACUUCUUAAUAGAAAGCUCAGCGAUCUUAAAUUGGGCCCUUGUACUCAAUGUGCUUAUCUGCAGGAAAUGAUUGAAAAUAAAAGAGAGCUAAAACUCAGAGAGAAGACUCUCACUCACAAAAUAGAGGAUUUGCAAAGAAAGUUUGAUUGUGUGGUUGCAAAGAGCGAUCCGCUUAUUCUAAAAGCUAAGGAAGAUGUAAAUAUAAGCGUAUGUAAUUCAUCUCUUAAUGGUAGUUUUCUGGAAAUUAUGAAUGUUAGUUGUGUCGAAGAAAGACUUCAAUUCAUAACUAACAAAUUACAAAGUUUGAAGGAAGAACACGAAAAAUUAUCGGACUUGUAUAAAGAAAAAUGUAAUGAAGUCGAAGAGUUACAAAAUAGCAGUGUUAUGAAUUUGUCGCCGAAUAAAAUGCAUAAUGUAAAUACUAGUGUUAAGAAAUCUCCAAACAAAACUUUGAGACUAGAUAAUGUCGAAAAGACAACCAGCAAUUUGCAAAAUGAUCUUGAUAAAUUAAAGGAAGUCACUGAAGGAAUCAAAACAGAUAUGGGUAAAUUUACUGAAAAGGAAAACACUCUACUGGAUGAAAUUAAAUCUUUGAAAAAUACUAAUGAACAGUUAUUGCAAAAGUUGUCAGAAAAUGAACUAUUGUAUUUGGAAAAAACAGAUAUCCUUGAAAAUGAGAUAAAAGAUAUGACCAAAAAAUUACAAGAGUUUUCUGUGAGAUAUAAAGAAAUUGAGCAUGAGAAGCUCAUCGUUGAAACUGAAGUGGAAUUCCUGAAAACAGACAAAGCGGCGAAAGAAGAAACAAUAAACGAGUUAUGUCAAAAGCUUUCAGAUUUACAACACGAGCUGGAUUUGACAAAAAGAGAAAAAGAACAGCUUAAUCUUUUGGAGCAGGAAUAUGAGAAGAAACUGGAAUCAUUGAGAUCGAUGAACGAGGAGUUGACCAAUUCUAAAGAAACUAUUUCACAAGAAUUCGCCAGUUAUUCUAAGGAAUCGGAAAAUAGAUUUACAGAGCUAAACGAAAAGGUAAACAAGUAUACUGCUGAAAACGAUUAUUUAAAACAAGAGUUAAUUAAGCUACGUGACAUAGAAAAUGAGUUUGAGACGAUGAGAAACGAGUAUCAAUACAAAUCUCAACAAGAUAAAACGUUGGCCGAUGAUAACAAGAAGCUCAAGAAUGUAUUAAACAACACUUCCAAGAAUAUCAUUAGUGAGAUCAAGUCUCUAAAACCGAAAGUUAGUGCUGAGGAAUUCCAAGAUAAAUCUGUGGAUGAGCUGUUUCAGAUAUUUUUACACACAAUCUUGGUGAAGGAGCAGGAGAUAGUGAAGAGUAUGGCAGAUAACUUUAAUAGGGAGAAGCAGAAACUUGAGGAUGACAAACGACAGAGCGUGGAUGCGGAAAAACGUACGACAUUAUGGGCGAAAGAAUUGGAGAGCGAGAUAGACAAACUUCAAGCUGAUCUGUCCCAACGAGAAGCUGCGUCCAACGGAUUGCAAAAGGAAGUUUGGCGUUUGGAGAAGCUUUUACAAGAAAAUAAUCGCGACCAAGAUACGUUGAGAGAAAAGAUCAGUCUGCUCGAGAUGGAUCUCAAUAAUAUGCAAAUCGAGUACAACAAGUGCGCCAAGUUGGAUACAGUGAGUGAAGAAGCCAUCAAUAUCGCUCAAAAACGGGAGAGACAGGCGCAGGAAGCCAUCAGGAAUAAGGAAGCCGAAUUUCAGAUGAAGAUGAAAUCGGAAAAAGAAGCCUAUAAUAAACGAAUAGAAGAUCUCGCGUGUACGAUAGAAGCAUUUAAAUCGAAAAAUAUGGACUUGACGGGUACCAUCGAAGGUCUCGAAGCUAAUAAGGUGCACUUGCAGAACAUUAUCGGUUUGAAGAACAACGAAUUAAUGAAACUCAAUCAAAUUAUGGAGAUGAAGAAGAUAGAAUUGGCGCAGCUUGUGGAAGGCUACCAAGAUCUGAAUUGUGAAUUUGAAAAGAGAAACUUGCGUAUCGAGGAAAUUACAGAACUUUUGAAAACUAAAUGCGACGAUCUUACGGAAUAUAAAGCUAAACUGGAUACGAUUAUGUCGGAGAAUACAUUCCUGAAGCAGCAAAUCGGCGAACGGAAAACCAGUAUAGAACAAUAUAAGCUGGACAUAGAGAAAUUGAAGACUGACAACAAGAAAGAGAUCGACGCGAUUAAAGAUGAAUUAAAUUUCGAAGAAUUGAAGAACAUCGAAUUGAGAAAACAAAUGGACGCAUUAAAUAAUACAAAUACUGCUUUGACGGAAGACAUGAAUACCUUGAGGGACAAUUACGCGACGUUACAACAUAAAUGUAUUACAUUAGAGAAAAGAAUCAGAAAUAGCACGAGUAGAAUUCUAGCGGAGGAACAAAUGGAAGAAUUGAAGGACUUGAAUAGAUCUUUGCGAAAUAAUUUGGACGGUGCUAGUAAUCGGAUAACGGAGCUGCAAGAUGCCAAAGCUGAAUUGACGAAGCAAUUGAUUACUUUAAACAGUCAAUAUGAUGCUGCGUGUAAGGAGAAUGAAGAAUUAAAGGAGAUGUUGUCAUCGUAUAGGUCUAAAUAUGACACGCACGCAUUUUGCGAAAAGUAUGACGCUUUGUUGCAGGAGAAGAACAAAAUUGCUCUGGAAUUAGAAGCGAUAAAAGUUGAAUUGGAUCAAAAGAGUAAAGAUAUCGAGAAUUACGUUAGCGAGGUGAAAGGAUUGAAGGAAAAAAAUGCGGAACUCGACCAAGAAUCGGAAGAGUUGGCCCAAGUUAUUUGUCAGCACGAUGCUGAGAACGCGAAAAUCGAAGAUCAACUCUGGGCGUGUCGCAUCGAGAAUGAUGAGUUACGAGACAAGAUCAAGGGUUUCGAGAAUCAAAUUCAGGAUCCUCAGGACAUAGAGAAAGCUAAAUCUCGCAAUGAUGACUGUAGUUGUACCGAGUUGAAAAAUAAGAUACGUGAAUUGCAAAUGGAAAUUAUAUCGAAAAACGGAAAAAUCGCGACACUGGAGCUGCAAAUACGAAAUGGAAGUUUCCCCUAUCAGACCAAGUGUACAGAAUUGCAGGAACAUCUGUCGGCGUACAAAAAUAAGACUAGCGAACUUAGAGCAGAAAUUAAGCGACUUCAGACCGCCAUGAUACGUACAAGCGCAAGAGAAUGCCAUGUAUGCAAACAGAGACUUCUAAAUAAAAGAGAUCAGAUAUGCCAGACAACAUCGAAUAAUAUAUUGCGAUUUUGCGGUACGAGCAGUGGUAUAAUCGAAGAUGAAAUAAGAAUAACGAAAUUGGAAAAGGAAAAACAGUUUAUGAAGGAUGUGUGUCGUUCUCGAUCGAAAACCAUAAAAGAGCUUGAAAAACAAGUAGAGGAGUAUGAAAAAUUGUUGCGCUUCAAAAAGAGCUAUGAAAAAAAUCCUUAACUCCAACAAUAUGAAUAAACUACACAACUCGAACAAAUGCUAUAUAUUAUUGCCAUAUAUCGUAUUUGAUGAAAUCUCUCAUGGAAAUAGUAUUAUUAAAAUCUAUUAGAAAUAGCAUGUUAUGUAGUUUAUUCAUAUCAUUUUAUGCACACGUAAACAAUAAUUAGAAUUUGAAGUUUGUAACAUAAGAUAGUUUUUAAAGGCGCAUAGAAUGUAAAUAUAUCUUGUUAAUAUUCGACUAUAAUGAUAUAUUUUUGUAAUACGGAUA